AUUUGUCGGCAUUAAUGCAUCUGACAUAAACUACUCAGCUGGUCGAUAUGACGCUUCAGUUAAACCCCCAUUUGAUAUAGGUUUUGAAGGUGUCGGUGAAGUGGUAGCGUUAGGACUCAGUGCUAGUGCUGAUUAUACAGUGGGUCAAGCUGUGGCCUACGUGAAAGCAGGUUCCUUUGCUGAAUACACAGUUGUGCCUGCCAGACAAGCAGUUCCUCUACCCUCUGUGAAACCUGAGUUUCUUACUUUAAUGGUGAGUGGCGCUACCGCAUACAUCAGUUUGAAAGAGCUGGGAGAGCUGUCUGAAGGCAAGAAGGUUCUGGUGACAGCAGCGGCUGGAGGAACGGGCCAGUUCGCUGUGCAGCUUGCAAAGAAGGCAAAAUGCCAUGUAAUUGGAACCUGCUCCAGUGAUGAAAAAGGUGGUUUUCUGAAAUCCAUCGGCUGUGACCGUACGAUCAACUAUAAAACUGAAAAUGUUGAAUCUGUUCUUAGGAACCACUACCCCGAAGGUGUGGAUAUAGUGUAUGAAUCAGUUGGGGGAAAGAUGUUUGACUUGGCUCUUAACUCCUUGGCUACCAAAGGGCGUCUGAUAGUUAUUGGGUUUAUCGCUGGCUACCAACACCCUACUGGCCUCACGCCCAUUAAAGCAGAGUCAUUGCCAGCAAAACUAUUGAAGAAGUCUGCCAGCAUCCGGGGUUUCUUCUUGAACCAUUACCUUUCUGAAUACAAAAUGGCUCUGAAACACUUGCUCGAGAUGUGUGAAAGAGGAGACCUGGUUUGUGAGGUGGACUUUGGAGACAUGUCUCCGGAGGGCAAGUUCACUGGCUUGGAGUCUGUAUUCCGUGCUGUAGAUUAUAUGUACAUGGGAAAAAACAUUGGAAAGAUUGUAGUUGAAUUACCUCACUCUGUCAACAGUAAGCUGUAAAAACAGAACAAUGAUAUAAAUCAGAGGAGAGAAAAUGGGCACUUUAUGCUACAGAAUUACUAGGAACAAUUUCUUUUUUUAAGCUUAGUAAUGGAUAUUAUAUUAAAAACAGCAUUAAGGUGUUAAUAAAAAAUUUUAUGGUUUUUUUUUUCUUUUCUUAAAAAUGCUUGAAUUGGUGGCGGGAGCAUGGACUUAAUGGGACUGUGUUUGAGUCUGUCACUUAGGCUAGUGUGAGACACGAACAUUGUUCUUGACAGAAUAAGUCUUGAUGCAGAGGCAGAUUUAGUCUGUCAGACUGGUUUGAUAAGACUUUAUAUAUAGUUCAGCUCGGAAAAAAAAAUUCUUUCAGCAAUUUUGAUUCCCUGAUUAAAAAUAAAAAUGUUAGAACAAGACUAAGUAAAGAGUUGUAUCUUGCGGUUGUUUUAUUAAUCUCUUCAAGUUUCUGGAAAAAAAAAAUGCUGUUGAUUUUUUGUCAUGAACACAAUAAUCCUAAUUUGGUUGCGCUAU
Molecule: messenger RNA, 1432 nt
Organism: Apaloderma vittatum (bar-tailed trogon)
Lineage: Eukaryota; Metazoa; Chordata; Aves; Trogoniformes; Trogonidae
Gene: PTGR3
Product: zinc binding alcohol dehydrogenase domain containing 2
Exons: 1
Cellular component (GO): mitochondrion
Molecular function (GO): zinc ion binding; oxidoreductase activity
Source: RefSeq, a predicted model, not a curated record